This is a messenger RNA of Schistosoma rodhaini, 1389 nucleotides long. The record is from the annotation of a GenBank genome assembly. Lineage: Eukaryota; Metazoa; Platyhelminthes; Trematoda; Strigeidida; Schistosomatidae.
AUGUCAACAAAUUAUCAAAAAGAUACAACUUUAACAAAAAUUUUUGUUGGUGGAUUACCAUAUCAUACAACUGAUGAAAGUUUACGUUGUUUUUUUGAUCAAUUUGGUCCAAUUGAUGAAGCUGUUGUAAUCACUGAUAGACAAACAGGAAAAAGUCGAGGUUAUGGAUUUGUAACUAUGACUCGCACUGAAGAUGCAUUACUUGCUAUUCGUGAUCCUAAUCCAUGUAUUGAUGGUCGCAAAGCCAAUGUGAACUUAGCAGUACUUGGAGCUAAACCUCGUCUUAUGCCCGGAACUAACACUGCAGUACCGGGUUUUUUUCCGCUUCAAACUGGGUUACCUAUAGAUGCUAAUCAUGCAGGUUUCUAUAAUAAUCCUGCUACUGCUGCAGUUGUUACCAAUUCUUUAAUGAAUCCUUUAAUGAAUGCAGGUUUAUUGACAGGUUUUAAUAUGCCAAAUGCUGCUACAUUGUCACCAGGUAUAAAUGCUACUGAUCCAACAUCUGAUAAUCGAUUACAAGCACAGCUCCCAUUGAAUCAACUUGCUAAUUUGAAUUAUUUACUCAAUUAUUCAAAUGUCAUUGGAAAUCCUUCAUCUAGUGCUGCAGCUGCAGCUGCCGCAGCAGCAGCAGCAGCAGCUCUCGCAGCUACAGCGAAUACAAAUCAGCCAAGUAUUUCACCAGCUGCAUUAGCACUUUUAAUGUCUACCUACGGGCAAGGUACAAGUGGGUUGAAUACUGUAUUACCGGGAACUAAUUCAUUUGUUGGAAUGUCACCUGUCACACAUCAAUCGUUGAAUGCAACCAGUCUACCAGCAACAAGCUUAUUAAAUUUAAACUCUACCACGUCAAAUACAACCGGUUUAAAUGUACUGACAGGUAGUCAGUCUGUGUCACCAUUCUGUAGAACAUUCACUCCAGAGGUUUCACCGAAUGAAUUGAAUGCAUAUUCUGCUGCUAUGGCUUAUCAACGACUGCUUAAUAUGGCAUCAAAUUAUCAAACUAUUCCAUCAUCUUUAUUUACACCUGUUAAUUCGACUAACUCACUGUCAAGCGCCUUACUUAGUAAUCAGUUUGCUUUAAGUUCAAAUCAGACUAUGAAUUUCAAUAAUAACAUUAGCGGCAGUAAUAAUAACCAUGCAUCUAGUAACCAUAUCAGUGUAUCAGCGGAUCAAUCCAACUCAAUGCCUUUGAUAUUUCCGCCCACAUCACGUAAUUUAGUUGCGUUCACAUCGGACAUAAGUGUUCCAUCAUAUGAUUACGGUAAUCCACAAGAGCUAACUGCCAAUAUCCACGCUAGUCUGACAACUGGUCAACAUUCAGCGACAAAUGCUACACCACCACCACUUCGUGAAGGUUUAGAAUGUGUGAAUGCAUCUGUGAAUUUUUGA